This is a messenger RNA of Juglans microcarpa x Juglans regia, 1354 nucleotides long. RefSeq lists its product as uncharacterized. The record is from RefSeq and is a predicted model, not a curated record. The transcript has 2 exons. Bases 545 to 1192 code for a protein of 215 amino acids. Lineage: Eukaryota; Viridiplantae; Streptophyta; Magnoliopsida; Fagales; Juglandaceae.
GCGUUAUUGGGUCUUGAUUUAACUAACCAUCCAGCUAUGUUUUCUUUGCGUAAUGAAGUGGUUUUGAAGCUCACGGGCUAGUACUUUGGUUUUGAAGCCCAUGAGUCUCCACGUUUCACUUUGCGUGCCCGUAUGGAGGUGCCAAGUGUCCCUUCUUAAAUCGGAAUAGCCUAGAAACAACCGACCUAUCUCAUUACUAGGAAUUUUAAGAAGCCAGAUUGGUCCCAUGAAACUGCUCAAAAUCUGCCACGACUUCACCUACAUGCAAACCAAUAUGCCUCGUGUUCUUUUCGAUCGGCCACUUGUCCUGAUGUCAUAGGAUAUGUCUGGCUGCCAAAACACCCUAAUUGGUUGUAAGAAACUUAAAUUGGCUACAUGAAGCAAUCUUCCAAACGCUAUAAAAUAAGCCACCCAGAAAAAGAAAUUGCUCAUAUGCCCAUCGCCUUUGUAUGUCCUCAAGUCCUUGCUCAAAACCAGCUUUCAAGCGAUCUUGGACUUGACCAUUUUGACAGUGUUUCUACAUGUACUUGCAUUUCCUUUGACAAUGGAUUGGUCUCCAGAAGAUGCCAUGAAAGCUUACCUACACACCAUUCAGCUGUGUAAGAUACACGACUGUACCCUUGGACUUGGAACCAGUACAAGAUUGAUUGAACCCAAAUAUGUGGAGCUUAUAUCAGCUUUGGCAGCUGGAAAGGGGGCCAAACUAAUGGUGGAAAUCACCUCAAAUGGCAUAUCUCCAUUAACACUAGCACUAGCUGUUGCUGCCAAACAAACGGGUGGGCGACUUGUUUGUAUUAUUCAUGACGAUCAUGAUAUCGAGAAAAGCAAGGCUCGGCUUACAGAGAAUGAUCUUGAAGACACGAUCGACUUUGUGUAUGGGAAUCCUUGUGAAGUGAUAAACAGAUACAAGAGCAUUGAUUUUGCAGUUAUCGACUGCAAACUUGAAGAUCACAUCAAGUUAUUCAAGACUAUAAACCUUAAUCCAAGUGGGUCGAUAGUGGCAGUAAGCAAUCUACAACAUAGAAGAGAUGGAAGAAUAUCAUUUGCUGAAGUUCUGAAGGGGAGGAAUAUCGGUGUAAAAUCUGUUACUCUUCCUAUAGGAGAAGGAGUGGAGUUGACAAGAAUCGGGUCAACCGGUAAACGCGAAACUGGGAGAUCAUACAAAAGAUUUCAUGUAAUAUUUGAGAAUUGAAAGAAAUCUCAUGACGACAGAUUUGCAAGGUCAGAAAAGGAAAAUGGAAAGAUUGUUACGUUUCUGCAGUGAAUUAUAUUACUAGGAAGAGUCUUCCUUACCCAUGUAUAUAUCACACAAGAAAAUUAGUGUGAGAUUUAUGACAAAUAAUAUAUAUAUUAU